AUGCCCUCGAUGUCUGAACGACGGCUACCUGACAUGGUAGAGGGUCCACUCAUACACGGAAUGAUUGAAGUUCUCCUUCAAGACAGGAUUCAGUUCCCUACAAGACUCCUGAGCAGACAAGUUCUAAAUGUGCUGAGGUAUUUCAACAUGUCCAUGUCUCAGAGCGUUGAUCUCAACGCUAAGGUGAUCCGUUUUAUGCGCGAUGCGGCGCAGCCGUUUACCUCUCGGGAAUUGUCUAGGGCCCACAACGGCUUCUCUGAGACUGAAAAUAUCGGGGUGAUUCACUACCAGCUCUCGAUGCUGGUAGCCAAUGGGGCAGUUUCUCGCUUGAAGAUUUAUGCAUAUGAGCGCCCGAAUGAGCUUACCUACAUCGGACCAGGUAUGUCAAUUGCCAGCCAGCACCAAGAGGCAAAUUCGGAUAUCGAUGGCAGUGAAAUCGCUAUUGUACGCAGUCAAUUUCGUUCCAAAUUGCAGAAUCCCGACAACGCAGUCGGUCUGCACAGCGAAUAG
Penicillium pulvis is the source of this 510-nucleotide messenger RNA. RefSeq lists its product as uncharacterized. Lineage: Eukaryota; Fungi; Ascomycota; Eurotiomycetes; Eurotiales; Aspergillaceae. The transcript has a single exon. The record is from RefSeq and is a predicted model, not a curated record. The coding region runs from base 1 to 510 and encodes 169 amino acids.